ACACUAUCAUUACCGCGUUAUCAUCGUCGUACUAUGAUAUGACCAUGGCGUCUUCAAUAUCAUUUCAUGACCAAAAUUAUGGAAUGCAGACGGGGAUAAAUAACGGCACGAUCAAUGCUUACUUUAAUUCUUGUGCAGGUAGAUAAGUUAAUGAGGUCUUAUGAAGUUGGGAAUAUUAUUGACGAGUGCAGACCCCCUAGACAAGCUGCUAAUUGCAGAUGGCGCCGAGUUUGACUCGUACGCGGAUCAGCAUGAAUAUUUUUGUCUGCCAGGCACCAGGGUCGAGCUUCUAUCCCAAAUUUCAGAGUGGGCCGAGUCAUCAAACGGGAAAUGUAUAUUCUGGUUGAAUGGAAUGGCGGGAACGGGGAAGUCUACCAUUGCUCGAACAGUUGCUGAAUCCUUCAAAAACAAGGAUCAGCUAGGCGCCACCUUCUUUUUCAAGCGGGGUGAAGCCAAUCGCAGUAAUGCAAGAUAUUUGAUCCCUACUAUCACAAAACAGCUGGUCACCAAACACCAGCGACUGAUUCCCGCUGUCUCAAAAGUUAUUGAGGAUAAUCCAAAUAUCUCAUCUAAAUCUCUCAGCGAACAAUUCGACAAGCUUCUUUUACAGCCUCUGGUUAGGUUAAAUAUGAAUCAACCAGCAACUAUUGUGGUUGUUAUUGACGCAUUGGACGAGUGUGAUCGGGAAGACGAUAUCCAAGUUAUACUUCGACUGUUGCCUAGACUGCAGAAUGUGCAAUCUGUAUGUCUUCGGAUAUUUUUGACUAGCAGGCCUGAACUUCCAAUCCGGCUUAGUUUCAAGCAAAAUAGUAACCAUCAGGACUUAGUUCUCCAUGGUCUUCCUCAGCCUGUGAUUGAACAUGAUAUUCACCUGUUCCUGGAGCACAAACUGUCAGAAAUACGGGACGAACAUUUACUUCCCCCGGAGUGGCCUGGAAAUAAAAAUAUGGAAAAGCUGGUGAAGAUGGCCGUCCCUUUGUUCAUUUUCGCGGCCACUAUCUGCCGUUUUGUAGGGGAUAGGGACUGGCUUCCCGAGGAACGUCUUACAGCUGUUCUCCAAGAUGAAGCAGCAACAUCUACAUCAGAUAUUGAAAGAACGUACCUGCCGGUAUUGAAUCAACUCAUUGUUUCAAGGAAUAAGCGUGAUUGCGAGCAAUUCAUGGAAGAGUUUCAGAACAUAGUUGGAGUUAUUAUUCUUCUCGCUACUCCUCUUUCCGUCAUUGCUCUUGCACGACUGACAGGAAUACCCCAGCGUACUAUCAGCAAUCGAUUGAAUAGAUUCCAUUCGGUCCUAAAUAUACCGGAUGAGCCUCACCAACCAGUCCGCAUUCUGCAUUUGUCAUUCCGAGACUUCCUCAUUAGCACGACAAGCACCUUCCAUGUGGAUGAAAAAGAGACGCAUCGGAAGAUAGUCUUGCAUUGCUUCCGUGUAAUGGGCACUGGCCUGAAGCAAAAUAUCUGUAGUCUAUCAAGCUAUGGAAUAGAGCGAGCUGAUAUUAAAAGCCAGACUGUUAAUCAACAUCUCUCAACAGAUUUGCAAUACUCCUGUCAGUACUGGGUAUAUCACCUUCAGCAGAGUAGAGGUUACGUCUCUGAGUUCCCGAUCCUUCCCUUCUUAAAAACACAUCUCCUUCAUUGGUUCGAGGUACUAAGUCUUAUGGGUAUUCUAUCCGAAGCUGUGGGAAAUAUAGAUAUGCUCCAGGCAGUGGUCGCGAAGAAUACAAAUACUGAAAUCUCUGAGUUUUUAUAUGACGCGAGGAGAUUCAUCCUUAAGAACAUGUUUAUGACUAGUAUCGCUCCUCUGCAACUUUAUCAUUCAGGACUGGUAUUUUCACCGAAACAAAGUGUUGUGCGAAAGAUGUAUAGCGAUAAUAUUCCAAAAUGGAUAUGUCCAUUACCACAAGUGGAAGCCACGUGGAGCUCCAAUCUACAGACACUCACGGGCCACUCAGAAUCGGUUAACUCUGUGGCCUUCUCUUCUGAUGGAUUAACCCUAGCCUCAGGCUCAAGCGACCAGACCAUCAAACUCUGGAAUGUGAAGACUGGCCAAGAACUGCAGACACUCACAGGCCACUCAGGUUGGGUUAGGUCUGUGGCCUUCUCUUCUGAUGGAUCAACCCUAGCCUCAGGCUCGUAUGACCAGACCAUCAAACUCUGGGAUGUGAAGACUGGCCAAGAGCUGCAGACACUCACAGGCCACUCAGAUUUGAUUAACUCUGUGGCCUUCUCUUCUGAUGGAUCAACCCUAGCCUCAGGCUCGUAUGACAAGACCAUCAAACUUUGGGAUAUGAAGACUGGCCAAGAACUGCAGACACUCACAGGCCACUCAGAAUCGGUUAACUCUGUGGCCUUCUCUUUUGAUGGAUCAACCCUAGCCUCAGGCUCACACGACAGGACUAUCAAACUCUGGAAUGUGAAGACUGGCCAAGAGCUGCAAACACUCACAGGCCACUCAGAUUUGAUUAACUCUGUGGCCUUCUCUUUUGAUGGAUCAACCCUAGCCUCAGGCUCACACUACGGGACUAUCAAACUCUGGGAUGUGAAGACUGGCCAAGAACUGCAGACACUCACAGGCCACUCAGAAUCGGUUAACUCUGUGACCUUCUCUUCUGAUGGAUCAACCCUAGCCUCAGGCUCACACGACAGGACUAUCAAACUCUGGAAUGUGAAGACUGGCCAAGAGCUGCAAACACUCACAGGCCACUCAGAUUUGAUUAACUCUGUGGCCUUCUCUUCUGAUGGAUUAACCCUAGCCUCAGGCUCAGAUGACAGGACCAUCAAACUCUGGGAUGUAAAGACUGGCCAAGAGCCGCAGACACUCACAGGUCACUCAGGUUGGGUUAACUCUGUGGUCUUCUCUUCUGAUGGAUCGACCCUAGCCUCAGGCUCAGAUGACCAGACCAUCAAACUUUGGGAUGUGAAGACUGGUCAAGAGCUGCAGACGCUCACGGGCCACUCAGAAUCGGUUAACUCUGUGGCCUUCUCUUCUGAUGGAUUAACCCUAGCCUCAGGCUCAAGCGACCAGACUGUCAAACUCUGGAAUGUGAAGACUGGCCAAGAACUGCAGACACUCACGGGCCACUUAAGUUGGGUUAGGUCUGUGGCCUUCUCUUCUGAUGGAUCGACCCUAGCCUCAGGCUCAGAUGACCAGACCAUCAAACUCUGGGAUGUGAAGACUGGCCAAGAGCUGCAGACACUCACAGGCCACUCAGAUUUGAUUAACUCUGUGGCCUUCUCUUCUGAUGGAUCAACCCUAGCCUCAGGCUCAAUUGACAAGACCAUCAUACUCUGGGAUGUGAAGACCGGUCAAGAACUACAGACACUCACAGGCCACUUAGGUUGGGUUAGGUCUGUGGCCUUCUCUUCUGAUGGAUCAACUCUAGCCUCAGGCUCGAGUGACAAGACCAUCAAACUCUGGAAUGUGAAGACUGGUCAAGAGCUGCAGACACUCACGGGCCACUCAGAUUCGGAAAGGUCUGUAGCUUUCUCUUCAGAGGAUUAUCUUAUUCCAAUUUUACAUAUGAACAGUAACCCAAACCUAUCUCAUCUUGACCAUCAACUCUCUUUAUCAAAUAACUGGGUCUCUAUGGCAGGUGAAAAGCUAAUGUAUCUUCCACCUGAGUAUCGUCUAUAUAUUUGCUUAGCUGUGAAGGGUGUGACCAUUGCGCUUGGGUAUAGUGACGGCCGAGUCAUUGCUAUGGGAUUUCAUAUACAAUAG
Molecule: messenger RNA, 3718 nt
Organism: Talaromyces stipitatus ATCC 10500
Lineage: Eukaryota; Fungi; Ascomycota; Eurotiomycetes; Eurotiales; Trichocomaceae
Product: WD-repeat protein, putative
Exons: 2
Coding region: 161-3718 (1185 amino acids)
Molecular function (GO): protein binding
Source: RefSeq, a predicted model, not a curated record